Molecule: messenger RNA, 1560 nt
Organism: Penicillium brasilianum
Lineage: Eukaryota; Fungi; Ascomycota; Eurotiomycetes; Eurotiales; Aspergillaceae
Source: the annotation of a GenBank genome assembly
AUGGCCAAAGAAAACGUCCAAACCUGCGCAGUUUGCAAGUCGCAUCAUGGCAAAGUGGACCCAGACUUAGGAACUCGUAACUUUUGCAUAGCCGGACUCGCAUUUGGAUGGAUCUUUGCAUCCCUGUGUCUCGUUGCGGGAGCGAUCAUGCUCAGCGCUGACCAUUUCGAGAUCCCAUCAUACGUGAGAUUGAAGGUAGUCAUGGUCAAUUUCUUCUUACAUACUAUGAGGCCCGGCAAAACCUAUCCUCACAGUCACCGCAUACAACAACUUCACCAGGGAACGUCGGUAUUGAUACAGUUACUCUUGAACUUCCUCGUAACUAUUAUCCUUGACACCACGAACUACAUACACGCGGCCACCCUCAAAUGGGCUCUUUUCAAGGAAGGCCGGCUCAAGUUCAACUCGAACGUACGACUUUUCACCAGCGCCCGUGCACAUGGGCCUAAUAGCUGGUAUAUGAACUCCAUUUCGCUUUUUGGGUUGGCUGUCUCGUAUGGGGCUACCUCGGCUGCCAUCACAGACGUGAUUAUUGUUGGACAGUGGAACGAAGACACGCACGAAGUAGAAUACGGACCGUCUGAGACAUCCGAUAUCAUCGAUAUCAACGGCUUGGCAAUAUUUGUUCUUGGCAUUGGAGUUGCGUUGCAGGUCGGUGUGUCAACUUACAGUUUGUUGUGCAGCAAUGAAGUGAAGACCUGGAACAACAAUCUCCUUUCCAAUGCGAGCGCAUGGCUGGAUCGUAAAGAGGCGACCUCCGACUCAUCCGAGGACACAUAUCCGGAGGUCACCUUCUCAUCCCGGGGUAUACAAGACUCAAUGCUCAGUAUGGCGCCACAUGUUCAGAUCAUCCGACGCUUAAUCUGGGGUUUCUGCGCCAUAUUUACCGUUUGGUCUCUGGCUCAAGGGAUAGUGACCGCAACCACUGGCUACAUGGCCGAGAACUUUGGCGACUUUUCCAGCGGGGCAGGGGGCUACUGGAGGUUCUACGGAGCCAUGUACUGGGACUAUAAGAAGAUCACCAAAUCGCCCCCUUAUUGGCUUGGACUAGUAAUCCAAAUCAUCGCCCAGUCCUUUCUCACAUUUGCAUUGCAUUGCGUGGAGCUACUAUUCAACCUGUCGCGUGAUGAAGCGGCAUGGCGCGAGUUGGAAACGAUUGGCGUCAAUGCCAACCCCUCUAUAAGGUCGAAUUUCAGCCGGCAAAUGCUGAUCAUGUUGGCGAUGAAGGCCACCAUACAGUGGGUCUUUGGUUAUGCGCUCACUGCGGAUGUUUCGGUCAAUAUUGCGCUUCUACCGAUAAUUGCUCUCAUGGUUCUGUUCAUCGUCUUGGCAAUUGGUUCGGAGUACAUGUUGAAGAAACAACCCAGGGGUAGCCUUCCAGCGACCUAUGGCAAUUUGGAACGAGUAGCGAGGCUUGUGGAUGAGUGGGAUCAUGCUCGUCUUUACUGGGGUGACAAAGGGUGUUUCAAGGACGGGGUGUGUCGUGCGGGCACGGCUGGUCGACGUUUGCCGGACUUGGAGCCGGACACACUCUAUCGCUGUCAUCAGCAGGAAGAUUAG